Molecule: messenger RNA, 3820 nt
Organism: Sphaerodactylus townsendi
Lineage: Eukaryota; Metazoa; Chordata; Lepidosauria; Squamata; Sphaerodactylidae
Gene: MGME1
Product: mitochondrial genome maintenance exonuclease 1
Exons: 5
Coding region: 380-1396 (338 amino acids)
Biological process (GO): mitochondrial DNA replication
Cellular component (GO): mitochondrion
Molecular function (GO): single-stranded DNA exodeoxyribonuclease activity
Source: RefSeq, a predicted model, not a curated record
CCCCAACCGUCGCUCCAACGGACGCCGCGGAUAAUAGAGCAGGGCUCGGGGAUUCCUAGAAGGGCAUUUCUUUUCCUUAUGAGAUUAUUUCUUCACAGCCGCCUUAGUUUCUGCCUCGCCGCACGCGUGGAGCCUGUAAGAAGCUGCAGGCGCCCAGCCCGGGCCUAGGGGAACCGCAACGGUCGGGGGGGGCGAAACCUUUUAUUGGGACUAAGCGGGUGGACGGACAGCGUUGUCGAAGAGGAAUUCGAACUGAACAAAACCCUCGGGAAAGAGGUGGCCGUUAAAAUAAAAUAAAUAUAAAGCAGGUAAUUGUGGAACUGUAGAAGUUUUUUUUCUCCAAACAAAAGGAAACCAUAUGUAACUGCUGCCUAGCAAUAUGGGACUGCCUCUCUUUUUAAACCAAAAAUGUUGCAAGUUAACCCUGUUUUUAGCUGGACUAUUGAAUAAAGAACAACUCCUAUGCAGAUUUCUUACCACCUCUUCUUGUCCUUAUGUGAGGAAGAAAACCAGUGAAUAUGAAUGUGUGGACCAAGAAAAGUAUGGGAAUUUGGUCCGCCAUCUCACAUCCCUCAAAGGUAGUUCUCCAACACCAGACUCAUUGUUUGAAGAAGACAAUAUGCUCUAUGGACCAAUCAGUAAACAUAAGCACGUAGGGAACGAGGCUGAAUCAUACGUUCCUCUCAUGAAUCCUGCAAAGAACUCUCUGCUCAGGAAACCUUCUCAAACACCACCUCUGCAGAUUGAUUUGCAAAAAGGCAAGAUGGCCAGCGUGACAACUGUUCUGCAGCAGACCAUGCCACUAGAUCAGGCCUUUUUCCUAGAGAGAUGGAAACAGCAAAUGAUUCUGGAACUCGGACAAGAGGGCUUUGCAGAAUACACUAAACAGAUUUUUCAACAAGGUAAGCUCUUCCAUGCAGCCCUGGAAGCAUUAUUAUUAGCUGAGGAACAGCCUGUGAAAGAGCAGGAAGACUACAGCAGCAGCUCUGGCUACCUUGCUAGUGUACAGCAUGUGCUCCAAGAUGUCUCUGGAGUGAGAGCCAUUGAAAGCGCAAUACAACAUGAAGCCCUUCAGUAUCAAGGUCUAGUGGACUGUGUGGCAGAGUACAGGGGGACAUUAUGUGUCAUCGACUGGAAGACUUCAGGGAAACCAAAGCCACUUCUUCGGAAUACCUUUGACAAUCCAUUGCAGAUUGCAGCAUACGUAGGAGCCAUUAAUCAUGAUGCUAAUUAUGACUUCCAGGUUGACUGUGGACUCCUCGUGGUUGCCUACAAAGAUGGCUCUCCUGCCCACGCUCACUACAUAGACUCUGGGCUGUGUUCUCAGUAUUGGAAGAAGUGGCUGCUUCGCCUGGAGGAGUUCAGAGAGAAAAGGAAAGACGGUGGGACGGUGUGAUGGUUCUGAUCUAAGGGCUGCAUUCUUAAAGGGUGUGGUUAAGUCUGAAUUCUGUUCACUUGAAUAUCUGAUUAGAUGGCAAGAGCAGGGUCGUUUCUGUGGUGGUGCAUCCUUUCUGAGAUUGAAGAGUCUAGAUGGCCUCUUGGUGUUUUGAGGGGCUGCUGACAAUUGAAAAGACAGGGAGAUGGAUGGAGCAAUAGCGAAGGAGGAUUGGGAAGGCAUGGGCUCAAGCUCAAAUAAAACCAGUUGUACAGUGGUGAUGGCGUCAAAGAAGGAAUACUUUUCUGCCACCAUUGCAACCACACAGUGUAGACCUACAGAACUCUUCUGAAUGGGCUUACUGAGUGGCUGGUGGAAGCAAAUCGGAAUAACAACGAUCGCUUCCGGCCUUACAUGGAUCCUCCUAACAUCCCCAAUCGGGAAACCGACAACACUGAAAGAGAGCACAGUGGAACGUUUCGUCAGGACCCCCUGCCCUCUUUGCUGGGACAGUAGAGACACGUAAGCACCUUUGAUGCCAUCAGCAACCAAACCACUAAUUUGGUCUUUCCGCAAGGGUUUGUGAACCCAGAAGAGCACUGAAGAGCAUUCCAGCCAGAUGAAAAGAUUGACCAUUCAUUCAUGAGGUUCAUCAUUAUUGGGAAAUAAUUAAAUUGUCUAUAAAAGUCUACGUUGGUUUGCAGUGGCCUAGUGCCCAAGACUGGCCCUUGACAACAGGUGCCGUGAGACUCUCUGAAGCUUAGUUGACAUUUUAGUUCUCUUGUUUGUGUGGCUAAGUACUAAAUGCGUUUCCGUGGCAGAGAACAAACUCAAAAACUUGAGGGUGAAAGAACCCCAGUGGUUAUUUUUCUUAUAAAAGGGCAAAGAUGGCCCUGGACAGGCAGAGGAGACCCGUCACUAAGGGGAUGAUUCAAUUUCAGCAAAUUCAGCAGUCUCAAUUCACUCCGAGGUCAAAGUGGGUCAGCUGAACAGAGGGGGUUUCCCUGCUCAGUGCUGCCGCCAUCCCCCCUCUGACCCAUGGAGCAGGAGGCUGCCUUCUCUGUGGGGCAGAGGGAGUUUCCCUGCUCGGCGCUGUCGCUCCUGCAGUGCGAGAGCCGGCAGCACCAGGCAGGCCACCGCCGCCAUUCCCCUCCGCCCGACGGAGCCCCAGGCCUUUCAGGCAAGGGCUGGCUGAGGGAAGCCAGAGGAAGUGGCAGGGCUGCCACCGGCAGCACCAUCUGUGUGGGCACCACAUGACCUGGCGGGGGCGCACCUGGGGCAGAUUUCCCCAUUGGCGCUACGCCACUGCCCCCCGCCACCCUUGCCAGGAUGGAGAUGUGUAGGCAGGUAUAAUAUCGUCAUUAGUAUUCCCGCAGAGGUUCACGAACCAAUUUUUUCCCCUGGAGGAGGAGCGAUGAGCAUUUCUACAAAAUUAACAGUCUGAGCAUUCAUUCGUGAGUCUGAGCAUUCACUGGGAAAUCACAACAUCUGUAAAAAUCUACCUAGGUUUGCAGUGGCCUAGCAGUAGGGAGACCCCCCGUGCGGGGGCAAGGAAGGAAAUUAGUGGGUGGAAGGAGGGGCUUCAAGAAGGCGCAUUAAUAGCACCGGGAUUAUCACUGUGAAUCCAGAGGCAUUUACAGGCCGCAACAGAGCGUACACGCAGUAAUUUUCCUGACAUUUUCUGAGCUUGAGGAUGAAGGAAUAGCUUGGGAGAUGGGUGAAAUUGACAUACUUCACAUCUUGCCACUCUAGGUGUUUCAAGAUACCUACUGUGAUGUGAAGCAAAUUGAUCACUUUUGCUCUCUUGGUGGACUGUGCAGCAUUCACAGGGAUCAGCUAGGUGGGGUGAGAUUACCCAGCAUUCAAGACUGGCCCUUGACAACAGGUGCCGUGAGACUCUCUGAAGCUUAAGUGGCAUUUUAUUUCCUCUGUAUGUGUGGCUAAGUACUAAAUGCGUUUUCGUGGCAGAGAACAAACUCAAAAAUUCAAGGGUGAGAGAACUCCAGUGGUUAUUUUUCUUUGCCUAACAUGUGAGAAGUACAGGAUAGUGAAAGCAGAAGGCUCCUGGAUGGGUCAUCAUUAUGUGCUAUGUUGCCUUCCAGAAAACACAAGAGAGACAAGCAACUAUGCAGAGCAGUGAAACUCUUUCUCCAGACACUGGAAAAUUUUCCACUGACACACUAAAAAGUUGCCAAAAAUUCCUUGCCAGUGUUCUUUGAUAUUCACACACAGCACUCAAGUUCAAUUGACAAAGUGCACAACUAGUUCAUUUUGUCUUUUGGUAACACAUGGGAGUUUCGCACAUGUUGAAACAUCAAUAUUUUGCCUUGUUCCAAACGCAUGGAGGUCUUUGGAGUUCUGGCCGGCGGAGGAGGAAGAGUGCUCUGCAAUCCAUUGUGAUUAUUUUUCUAAGCACUUACCAAAUAAAAUUUUUUGCAACCAUUA